Populus nigra (black poplar) is the source of this 1155-nucleotide messenger RNA. RefSeq names its product CASP-like protein 4A3. Lineage: Eukaryota; Viridiplantae; Streptophyta; Magnoliopsida; Malpighiales; Salicaceae. The record is from RefSeq and is a predicted model, not a curated record. The transcript has 3 exons. The coding region runs from base 82 to 930 and encodes 282 amino acids.
ACACACACAGAGAGUAUAAAAUUAAAUUCGUCUCCCACUAAAUUCCGCGAAUUGAACACCCAAACCAAAUCCAGAAAAAAAAUGGAAACAGCGAGAUCCGAUUCCAAGCCGAAAACCCAAGUCCCACGAUCCUCUUCUUCAAACUCCGACUCACAAUCCCACUCUCCUCACCGUUUCCAAUCCCCUCACCGAUCCGACUAUGGCGACCCUCUCGAAAGCCCUCCCUACGCCUCUCCCUCUGCUUCCCCUGAAAAAUCACUAUCUCCGCUCCAAAACUCCAUGGCCGUCGUUGCCGUUGACACCCACAAGUCUACUCAGUACUCCCCCGCACUUUCCUCUUUCCCGCCGGAUAACCUCUCUGCGCCUCCUGAGCUGGUGCUGAACAAGGUGGCGAGGGAGAGAGUGGCAGAUGGGGUGGUGAGGAAGGUGGGGACGGCGUCGGUGGCGAGGAGGUCGAGGAAAGAAGAGAAGAUGAGGACUGGUGAAUUAGGGUUUAGGGUUAGUGAGAUUAUCAUGUGUUUGAUAUCUUUUGCUGUUAUGGCUGCUGAUAAGACUCAGGGAUGGAGUGGUGAUUCCUUUUAUAGAUAUAUAGAGUAUAGGUAUUGUUUGGCCGUGAAUGUGAUUGGGUUUGUGUAUGCUGGAUUUCAAGCUUAUGAUUUAAGCUAUCAGUUAGCCACCGGGAAACAUGUGAUUCGACACCAUCUUCGUCAACAUUUUAAUUUCUUCAUGGAUCAGAUGCUAGCAUAUCUUCUGGUAUCAGCAUCCUCUUCAGCCGCCACUCGGGUUGAUGACUGGCAAUCUAACUGGGGCAAAGAUGAGUUCACAGAGAUGGCAACUGCUUCGGUUGUCAUGGCCUUCCUGGCUUUUAUUGCCUUUGCCGGUAGCUCCAUUAUAUCUGGUUACAAUCUUUACAACCGGGACGCAAUAUGAUGGCAUUCACAUAUUAUAUUCAAGGUUAUGGAGAGAGAAAAAAGAAAAAGUCACAUGCAAUUUUUUCUUUUUAUUGUUGUAUAGAGACAAAUUAAUAGUAUGUUUAUCCCUUUUACAUUUUUUUUCCUACUGUUGGGGAAAAUGUAAACUAUAUAUUUGGAUAUCUGGAUUCUGGAGUAUAUGAGACUAUUUGUACCGCCCCGUCAGUGACCUUGUUUGACAUAA